This is a messenger RNA of Salarias fasciatus (jewelled blenny), 3671 nucleotides long. It is a transcript of the gene abhd11, whose product is annotated as abhydrolase domain containing 11. Gene Ontology annotation, cellular component: mitochondrion. The coding region runs from base 1156 to 2088 and encodes 310 amino acids. The record is from RefSeq and is a predicted model, not a curated record. Lineage: Eukaryota; Metazoa; Chordata; Actinopteri; Blenniiformes; Blenniidae. The transcript is spliced from 6 exons. Gene Ontology annotation, biological process: lipid metabolic process. Gene Ontology annotation, molecular function: carboxylic ester hydrolase activity.
UGAUGCAGUUAUCUUGAAAACAUAGAGGAAAAAAGGUGUUAAAUUGUGCUUAAACAUCAGUAACAUCCCUAAAAAACUACAUGCAAGUGACAGGAUCAGGCAGUUACUAAGUAUACUUGAGGAUUUUAUACUCUAUAUUUAGGAUAUUUCUUUGUGUAAAUAAUGCCUUUUUUAAUGUAGUGUAGUUGUGCGUAGUUAUGUACAGGCUACCUUUAGGCUUAGUUUUUAUUUAAAAAUGUUGAAAUAUCACUGAAUCUGAUCAGUUUUACCAAAUUUCACUAAAGCAAUAUCUGGUAUUGAUAUUCCUAGAUUUACUUGUGUUGUAAUAACUAAGCAGUCGCUGAGCCGUGCAGCUAAUAUAGACAUCUGAUUCAGGAGGCAUGAUACGCUGGGCCUGUGCGGUCCCACUCUCACACUGUGGCGCCACCUGGUGGUUUAACUGGGAAUAUGACGUGCAUCACAUUUCGAUGUUUAAUACUUUUAUGACAGAUAAGUAAAACAAUUUCAUUACAUAAAAAUGUUUCUCUCAUAUUUGAUGGUGUGAUAAUUGUCUUAUAUUGUUAUAUUUUUAAUCACAUUCUCAAUUUUGUUGCAGUUUGUCACACACCCUGCAAUAUAAUCAUGGAAGUUAAGAAGAAUGAAAUAAUCAUGUCGGGAAUAGUCGCCUUGUUCUCAAAAUGUAUUUAUGUAUCUAUUUGUUUGUUUAUGUCCCGAACAGGAAGCGGCCUAUUGCCGUAGCGGAAGUUGAUCUGAAAAGCGACUCAUUUCCAUCAUCGAUACUAGAUGUGCUGGAACUGUACGAUGAUCCUUCUAGACGUGGUUGUGAUUUUAUAUAUUUGCAGUCAGCAGCUCUUUGGAGCUUUUUGAACAGACGUUUGCUGCUGCUGUGUAUGAUCAGAAGCUUUACAGGCUUCACAGAGGGCGGAAGCCCCCCUCUCUCAGACCCCACUAAGGACGGAAACUCACCGAUAUCGUUGCCCGUUUCCUGUCGUCACGCGGCAGCAGCAGCCGACGUGCUACGUCACGACGCAGCACCAUCUGUACACAGACUGAAGCUGGUCGACCUCCGGCCGCUCUGCAUGCUCGCUCCUCGACUCUCCGCUGUCACCGGGGCCGCUUUGAGACGUGAAUGCUGUUUGUGGAGCCUCCGCUGCCAUGAGUGCUUUGUGUCGCCUGAUCCACAGAGGACUGCUGUGCGCCCGGCCGUCGCGUCCCUCGUUCCCCGGGCUGCUGGAGGUGUCCGGCGGGGCUCCGGCGGUGGUCCGACCGGCCAGCUCAUCCAGUCCUGUGAAUCUGUCCUAUGACGUCUUCGAUGGGAAAGGAGAAAGCACGCCUCUCGUGUUUCUUCACGGACUUUUUGGCAGCAAAUCCAACUUCCACUCCAUCGCCAAGUCUCUGGUGCAGCGCACCGGCCGAAAGGUGCUGACUGUAGAUGCCCGUAACCACGGUAACAGCCCCCACAGCCCCGCGCUGACUUACGAGGAUAUGUCCAACGACCUGAUGCACCUCCUGGCGCAGCUGCACAUCGAGAAGUGCGUCCUGAUCGGCCACAGCAUGGGAGGGAAGACGGCCAUGACCACGGCUCUCACGCAGCCUGGGUUGGUGGAGAGGUUGGUGGUGGUGGAUAUCAGUCCCUCCCAGACCAGCUUCGAACCGGUUUCCAACUUCCGCUACUACAUCCAGGCCAUGCAGGAGGUGAAGAUCGCCACCGACAUCCCGCGCUCCACCGCCAGGAGGAUGGCGGAGGAUCAGCUGCGCCACUUGGUGGAGGAGCGCUCGGUGCGUCAGUUCCUGCUGACGAACCUGGUGGAGCAGAACGGACACUACGCCUGGAGGGUGAACCUGGAGGCCAUCUCCGCACACCUGGACAACAUCAUGAGCUUCCCCGACUUCGACAACGCUUACGAGGGGCCCACGCUGUUCCUGGGCGGAGCCAGUUCGGCUUAUAUCAGCUCUGAUGACUACCCAGAAAUCCAGAGGCUUUUCCCCUACGCCGACAUCCAGUACAUCCCCGACGCCAGCCACUGGAUUCACGCAGACAAGCCCUUGGACUUCAUCAGCUCCAUCAUCUCCUUCCUGCAGUCCUAGCUGCCUCGGGCCUCCGGACUUCUUUCAUCUUGUGGCGACGCUCCGCGGCUCUGAGCGUCCUCUCGCCGGAAAGCAAAGGAGAUGACUCGGUGUCUCUGAGAGCAAGAGGAGCCGUAGUGAUGAUGAUGAUGAUGAUGAUGAGACAUGCCAACCCUGGACCAAACUCACCCUUUUGGCAGCGGCCAGUCGUUAACUUGUUACAUAGCGUGGCGUAGUUCAACAUUUCAUUUGUUUAGUCUCUUCAGCAGCCAGCUGGUAGAUUCUAGACCGGCUGGUUUUUUUGUUUAUUUUGCCAUGUAGACAAUAACCAUUAAAGUAGUUUCCAUUUAAAAAAAAAAAAAAAAAAAAUGGGGCUGAUUUCAGAGGUGACUAACUAAUCCAAAGAAACUCUUCCUUGCACAGAGCUUUCUUCUCGUCAAUGCGUUUAUGCCUGUCGGGCCGACGUGGCUGUAAGGCCCGUCUGAUCAGGAGGACCAGCACUAAGGUAGCCAUUAAUCCGUGGAAACAAGCACAGACGCGGUGUGCGCACUGGUCGUAGCUGUAGCCUUUCCUCUGCGGAGGAUUUACCGGUCGGUUCAAAUCAUGGAGGUCAUGGAGAGCGGCGGCUGAAUUCUUCUGCUUACAUAAUCACAUACGAAAACCCAGCUGAAGCUCUCAGUGCAGUAUUAUUCCAGCCUGUUUCCUGAACGUCUCAGGUUACAACUGGAUGUGCUCGUUAUUACAGACUAUUCUUUCAUUUGUGUGUGUGUGUGUGGCGAUAAGCCGUGGUGACGUCGUGUCUCAGUGUUUGCUCAGUCCGACCAGUGUUCCCAUGAAUCCUAUCUCCCUUAUAUUUACAGAUAAAAGGCGCAACUUUAUAUGGGUGUCCCCCGGAUAUAUGCUGCAACCAUAUAUAACGUUAUUUAACUGUAACCGUGUUACAAUCAGUUCUGUUUUCAUGGAUUUGAAACGUACAGUCCAGUAGUGAAACUGCCAUGUGUGUAUGCGUGUGUGUGUGUGUGUGUGUGAAUAAGCAGGGUGUUGAUUAUUUGUAACUGCCUCUUUUGUCAGGAACUCAAUUUUUUUUCAAAUUAUGUAAAACUUUAUAAAGGGAAGAAAAAAACGACUUGUAUUCUCUAAUUACAUCUGGUGGACUUGUGAUUGGCAGCUGGGUUGCCAGGUCUGAAGUGUGAGGAGGUAGACGUUUACUAAAAUCUGAUUUUUCCGUUUCUUUGAUGCCAACACUAAAGCCAAAAGGCUUUUCAAUUAAAGACACUGGAGGGUUUGUUUUGUUUGUGAAGCUCCAGUUAUUUUAAAUUCGUAGUGCAGGUGCGUGUUGUUGCACUUUGAAGAGACUGUUGGGUGUCUGACACAUGAAUGCAGAGUUUAUUAAAACUGUAUUUGGGAAAAAAUACUUGGUCACACGGAGACGCAGUUUGAAGACUGAUCAUCUGUCGAGGAUUGUAUUUGGUUUGUCUUUGAGCAUGCCUUUUUCUCUUAUCAGGUUCAACUUCGCUGUGCUGUGCGUCUCAUUUCAGCCGGUCGACCAACCGGCGGUUCUCAUUUUAGAUGGUGGCAUAUACAGAAAUAUAUGUAAAUGUUUG